Messenger RNA from Medicago truncatula (barrel medic), 2240 nucleotides. RefSeq names its product bifunctional riboflavin biosynthesis protein RIBA 1, chloroplastic. Gene Ontology annotation, molecular function: 3,4-dihydroxy-2-butanone-4-phosphate synthase activity; GTP cyclohydrolase II activity. Bases 224 to 1849 code for a protein of 541 amino acids. Gene Ontology annotation, biological process: riboflavin biosynthetic process. The transcript has 7 exons. Lineage: Eukaryota; Viridiplantae; Streptophyta; Magnoliopsida; Fabales; Fabaceae. Gene Ontology annotation, cellular component: chloroplast. The record is from RefSeq and is a predicted model, not a curated record.
AUGCACACGGCAAGAGGAACGCCUGGGUGGUAGGAGGAGGCACCGAGCACACCACGUUUCGGCGUUGCUUCCUGCAUCUCACCACUUUCACAAAAGAGUUAGUUACGACUCGUCGCAUUUCAUUUCAUUGAGUCUAUAUAUAUGUACCAAAAUUUACAAAUGUAAGGAACCAAAUUUGACCAAAUUCAUAUACUUCAAAUUCAAACCAAACAUAACAAUUCAAAUGGCUUCUACUUUGAAUCUCUCUUCGUGUUCUUCCUCACCUCUCCUCUCUUGUCCAAGGCCAUCCAAUCACUUCAAAUUGUUCAAUGAUUUCCCUCUUGUCAAACUGAAUUAUAAAUCUUCCUCAACUCACAGUGCUGCGUUUAGAGUUAAAUCUGCAUUGGCAUCUGGAGGGGGUGACCUACUUUCGUAUCCCAAAAACACCAAUGAUAUUAUCAUUGGCAAAGAUCUCGUUGUUGGUACUCAAUCUAUUCUAGUCCAGGAACAAUCUAAUGGAACCCCGACAUCAGACUCAGGGAUACCAAGCACUUUUUUCUCUGCUGACUACAAUGACUAUGAUUUGGACAUCCCAGCUGAAGGUUUUUCUUCAAUCCCUGAGGCCAUCGAAGAUAUUCGCCAAGGAAAGAUGGUAGUGGUUGUAGACGAUGAAGAUAGAGAAAACGAAGGAGACUUGAUAAUGGCAGCAGAAUUGGCAACACCCGAAGCUAUGGCUUUUAUAGUAAAGCAUGGAACUGGCAUAGUUUGUGUAAGUAUGAAUGAAGAGGAUCUUGAUAGAUUGGAGCUUCCUUUGAUGGUGGACAGUAAGGCUAAUGCUGAUAAACUUCGUACCGCAUUCACUGUGACCGUGGAUGCUAAACAUGGUACCACCACAGGGGUGUCAGCUCAAGAUAGGGCAACUACAGUAUUGGCCCUUGCAUCUAGAGAUUCAACUCCGGCUGAUUUCAACCGACCAGGCCAUAUUUUCCCACUAAAAUACAGGGAUGGUGGUGUCUUGAAGAGAGCUGGACAUACAGAAGCUUCAGCUGAUCUUACCAUACUUGCUGGUUUGGAACCAGUGGCAGUUCUGUGUGAGAUUGUAGAUGAUGACGGUUCCAUGGCUAGAUUACCUAAGCUCCGCGAAUUUGCCAAGCGUGAGAAUUUGAAAAUUGUAUCUAUCGCUGACUUGAUAAGAUAUAGAAGAAAGAGAGAUCAAUUAGUGGAACGUUCUUCUGCUGCAAGAAUACCUACAAUGUGGGGGCCAUUCACAUCAUACUGUUAUAAGUCUCUGUUAGACGGGAUUGAGCAUAUUGCAAUGGUUAAGGGUGACAUCGGAGAUGGAGAAGAUGUUCUUGUGAGGGUACACUCAGAGUGUCUAACUGGAGACAUAUUUGGAUCUGCCAGAUGUGACUGUGGAAAUCAACUUGCACUUGCAAUGGAACAGAUUGAGGCUGCCGGUAGGGGAGUACUUGUAUAUCUACGUGGACAUGAAGGAAGGGGUAUUGGAUUGGGCCACAAGCUCCGUGCUUAUAACUUACAGGAUGAUGGACGCGAUACCGUAGAAGCCAAUGAGGAGUUGGGAUUGCCUGUUGACUCUAGAGAAUAUGGCAUAGGCGCACAGAUACUGAGGGAUCUAGGUGUUCAAUCUAUGAAGUUGAUGACAAACAAUCCAACAAAAUAUGUUGGCCUCAAAGGCUAUGGUUUGACUGUUUCUGGUAGGAUCCCGUUGUUAACUCUUAUCACCUCCGAGAACAAGAGAUAUUUGGAGACCAAACGUACGAAAAUGGGCCAUGUCUAUGGUAUGGAACUUAACAACGGCAAUGGUAAAACCAAUACUGUUGAAGAAUCAAAUGUUGUUGCUGGCUUUUGACCAAGCCUUCUUUUUACCUAUUACCUACAUAUAUCAUACACAGGAAAGAGGAAGUAGAAAUCAACACUACAGAUGAAUCCAAAAAGUGACAAUAAAUUAAUUUUAUUUAUGAACUGAUUUGUGUAAUUCAUUUGCCUGAUUUUCUUCAAGCAGGCACCACUAAAUUACACUUCAUUCUGAAGCUUAUAGUGCUACUCACUAUAGAUAAAGGCCAUUACCAAUACAAAUGUCUAGUUUUCUUGUCUUUCUUUGGUGUCUGUUACAGAGGUUCAUUGUAUUACCUUGCUUAUUGGAAUAUAAUCUACAAAGUUUCUUCAUUAUUUUUGCUACAAUAACUCAUGUCACUGGUCUGUAUAAUACAUAUGAUAGACAGUCAGAUUAUUCAUGUUUC